Messenger RNA from Anopheles darlingi, 1125 nucleotides. RefSeq names its product putative inactive carboxylesterase 4. The record is from RefSeq and is a predicted model, not a curated record. Bases 1 to 1125 code for a protein of 374 amino acids. The transcript has 4 exons. Lineage: Eukaryota; Metazoa; Arthropoda; Insecta; Diptera; Culicidae.
AUGAGAAUUCCAAAGCCUAACUUUCUGCAUUCGGUGCCAUUGUCAGUAUGUGUGCUGUUCUUGUGUUUCUGCUCCACUCGAGCCCAAUCAUCAGCAGUAGAGCCACUCGUUUGCAUCAGUGAUGGUUGUAUAAGAGGAACAACCAGGAUAGAUCACGGAAAUCGAACAUACUCAGCCUAUCUCGGAAUUCCCUAUGCGAAACCUCCAGUCCGUGAGCUACGAUUUGCGAAUCCUGUGCCCAACGAUCUGUGGGAUGGAAUUUAUGAUGCCUCAAAAGAAAAGGAUAUCUGCGCUCAGAAAAUUGUAACUUUGAUUUUGGGCUCGGAAGAUUGCCUCUAUCUGAACGUGUUUGUACCCGAAUAUAAUACAUUUGAUAAUGGCGGACUGUUGCCAGUUAUGUUGUACAUCCAUGGAGGAUCAUUCAGCCGGGGUGCAGCUUUUAUCGCCACACGUGAUCCAGUGCGACUGAUGACCACCAGGAGAGUGAUUGUCGUUACUAUUCAGUACAGGUUGGGUGCAUUAGGAUUCCUUUCCACAGGAGACCUCUCGGCUCCCGGCAACUUUGGCAUGAAAGAUCAGGUUCUGGCGAUGCGAUGGGUCCAAAGGAACAUUCGUGCCUUCCGUGGGGACCCGCAGCUUAUCACUAUCUUUGGAGAAAGCGCCGGCGGAGCUAGUGUACAGUACCACAUGAUCAGCCGCAUGAGCCGUGGUCUGUUCCAGCGCGCUAUAUCCAUGAGCGGAAGUGCGUUGUCGCUUUGGGGCGUUCCCGCGAUGAUUUCGGAGUCAUGGUUCCUUUAUCCGAUGGUUGGCAGCAUAAAACAGCAUCUAGCGAACCGGAAACCGCAACCCACCAGUGUCUAUUCGUUCGAGUUUAAAGGAUGUCAAUCCCACUCGGCACGGAAUACUAACACCACUACAGAUUACGGCUUAACGCAUGAGGAUGAAAUGAUAUACAUUUUCCGGGCACCAUUGUUCUUCCCGAAUGAUUUCCCGGUUGGCUCACCCGAGGCGGAAAUGUCCCGACAGUGGAUCAAGUAUCUCAUCGAUUUCGCCGCGACCAGAAGUGCUGAUGAGGAAAUGUUCAAGUUUUGGAGCGAUUAUUACAAGACUGGAGGAUCGUACUAA